Messenger RNA from Prorocentrum cordatum, 1093 nucleotides. NCBI's taxonomy places the organism in Eukaryota, Dinophyceae, Prorocentrales, Prorocentraceae. The record is from the annotation of a GenBank genome assembly.
GUCGGGCUCGGGCUUGCGUGCCCGCGGCCGCUGGCCGGCGCGCCGCCCCGCCCCGCCGCCCGCGGCCGCCCGUCGAGCGCCCGCCGCGGAGAGCGGCCAUGCCGCCGAGGGAGGGCCCGGGCUCGGCGCUGGCCAGGCCGAGGUGGCCGGUCUCCCGGCUCGCCGCGCUGGUGCUGCCGGCGAUGGCGGUGGCCGCCCCGUUCGCGAUGUUCCAGCGCAAGAUGCUGCCCGAGUCUCUUGGGCGGGUGGUGGGCCGCGCUUACUUCGGAGGAUGCAGGUGGGCGGGGCGGGGCCUAUGGUGCCACGUGGACGGCACGCUGCUGCUGGGCGUCGUGCCGGUGUCGCUCAUGGGCCACCCCGAGCGGCUCUACGGGUUGGGCGUGCGGGCUGUGGUUAACAUGCAGGACGAGUACGCGGGGCCAGAGGCCGAGUACGAGCGCCUGGGGAUCCAGCAGCUGCGCCUGCCGACGGUGGAUCACCAGGAGCCGUCGCUGGAGGCCCUCAAGAGCGCCUGCUUGUUCAUCGAGGAUCGUGGGUGAGGUCUACGUCCACUGCAAGGCGGGCCACGGGCGCGCCGCCGCCGUGGCCCUCGCCUGGAUGGCGUACUCGCGCGGCCUCGGCGGCGAGGCGGACUUGGCCCGCCUGAACGCGGAGUUGGCCGAGAGGCGCCGCGUCCGGAGGACGCUACACAGUCAGAGCGGCAUCCGGGAGCUGGGCGUGUGGAUCCUCGACAGGAGCCGUGGGGCCGGAAUCUGCUGCGCGGCUCCGGCGCCCGGGUCGGCCGCGGAUCUUGGGCGUGCUGGCGGUGGAGGAGGGGGCGAGCUGUGACGACCGCCAGGCCGCUGGGCCGUGACCGCCAGGCGGUUGACCGCCGGGCGGCGACAGAGGACGACCGCUGGACUGGCCAGAAAGGCAGGGCUCAUUUCGACUGCCCCAACUCGGUUCGUCGCACCUCCGCCUCCCCCCCCCCGAAACGGAGACCGGAUCCCCCAGUGGUCUGGGAAGCUCCCGCGCCGUCCGCCCGCGGCGCGCAAUUCUCGGCGCGCGGAGCGACCGCGCGAAGGCGUGAGAUCGCGCUGAGCCUUUCUUCUCC